CGCCACAACGUGCAAGCAAAGACGAGUCCUCGCCCUGAUUCAUGCCGAGUGGGCGCAAACGCAAUUCUUUCCGAUUUUUCCACUUCUGCUCGUUACCUUUUUUUAGAAAGGAGAAAAAUCCCCAUUUGAGUUUUGCUGUGUUUAUUUUACCGAGGAACAAAAACACCAAAUCAACAUGAAACGGCGAAUAAAGCGGCAGGAUCUCUGAGUGGGUCCCGGCAUCGUUUGGAAGCCGCCAUGUCAGGGAAGUCGGACGGGAAACAGAAGUGGGCGGCGGUCCGGGAUCGCCUGGGCUCCUCGCAGGACUCGGACACCCAGCUGGAGGCCAACCUGGAGAGCGCCGACCCGGAGCUGUGCAUCAGGCUGCUGCAGGUUCCCACCGUGGUCAACUACUCCGGGCUGAAGCGGCGCCUGGAGGGCAGCGACCAGACAUGGAUGGUCCAGUUCCUGGAGCUGAGCGGGCUGGACCUCCUCCUGGAGGCCCUGGACCGGCUUUCGGGGCGGGGAUGCUCGCGCAUCGCCGACGCCCUCCUGCAGCUCACCUGCGUCAACUGCGUCAGGGCAGUCAUGAACUCCUCCACGGGGAUCCACUUCAUCAUAGAGAACGAGGGAUACAUCCGCAAGCUCUCCCAAGCUUUGGACACUUCCAACACCAUGGUGAAGAAGCAGGUGUUUGAGCUCCUCGCCGCCCUCAGCGUGUUCUCCGCGGACGGACACCGGCUGGCCCUGGACGCCCUGGACCACUACAAGGGGGUGAAGACGCAGCAGUAUCGCUUCAGCGUGAUCAUGAACGAGCUGCAGGAAAGCGAUAACGUCCCUUACAUGGUCACGCUCCUCAGCGUCGUCAACGCCCUCAUCUUCGGGAGAGAUGACCUCCGGCAGAGAGAUAAGAUGAGGAGGCAGUUCAUUGGGCUCCAGUUACUCGAUAUUCUGCCAAAGUUAAGGGAGCAGGAAGAUGAAGACCUGAUUAUUCAAUGUGAGGCUUUUGAAGAGGCAAUGGCUGAAGAUGAGGAGGAGCUGCUGCGGGUCUACGGGGGCAUCGACAUGAGCGAUCACCUGGAGGUCUUCACUGCCCUAUUUAACAAGGUGAGCAGCUCUCCAGCCUCCCUCCAGCUGCUCUCCAUCCUGCAGACGUUGUUGGUGCUCGGGCCGGACCGCUCCGACAUCUGGCUGGCUCUGGAGGCCGUCACCAACCGAGCCAUACUGCUGGCCCAGGACUCUCAGAUGGAGUCCUGUGAGAAGAUAAUGCAGCGGCUGACGUUCUCCAAAAGCAAGUGCUGCGAGGGUCACCACGAAGUGGACGCGCAGCGCGCCAAAGCGAGUAAGGCGGUGCAGACGGAACCGCGUCAUCGGGAUGAAGAGAAGUCGGACGAACGCGUCGCAUCCACUCAGAGGCCACUGGGUGCCCUUCCUCCUCCUCCACCACCUCCUCCUCCUCUACCCGCUGGAAUGAAUGGGCUCCUGGUCCAACCUUCCACCCAGUGCCCACCUCCUCCUCCUCCUCCUCCUCCUCCACCGCCGCUUCCCGGAGGGUUCGGCGGACCACCACCACCUCCUCCGUUACCUGGAAUGCCGCUGCUCGGCAGUCCAGGCGUGGCUCCCCCACCUCCUCCGCCCCCCCUACCGGGGAUGGGCGGUGGGCCGCCGCCACCACCUCCCUUACCUGGCAUGCCACCUCCCCCUCCUCCUGCGCCAGGCAUGAUCCAGGCUCAAAGCAGCCAGGCUCUCGGGGGCGCCGCACCCUCAAAGUCCCACCGAUGUCCCACCCUGAGGAUGAAAAAGCUCAACUGGCAGAAACUCCGCACGGUUACCGAUGGUCACUCCAUGUGGGCCUCGGUUCAGAAAGAGCCGCCUCCCCCGGAGCCGGACUACAGCAGCAUCGAGCAGCUGUUCUGUCUCCCGGUGACCGAGCACAAAGACAAGGGGGCAGCUGCUCCUGUCAAGAAGGAGUCCAAAGAGAUAACAUUCAUUGAUCCAAAGAAAAACUUGAAUUUGAACAUAUUCCUGAAGCAGUUCAAAUGCAAAAACGAGGACUUUGCAGCCAUGAUUCAGAGCGGAGACCGUACUAAGUUCGACGUAGAGGUGCUGAAGCAGCUCAUUAAGCUGCUGCCAGAAAAGCAUGAGAUUGAAAACCUGAAGUCCUUUCAAGGCGAGAAAGACAAGUUGGCAAAUGUUGAUCGCUUCUACACCUCUCUUCUUAGCGUGCCAUGUUAUCAGUUGAGGAUUGACUGCAUGUUGCUGUGUGAGGAGACGUCAUCGGUGUUGGGUAUGCUCAAGCCCAAAAUCAAGCUGGUCGAGGAGGCCUGCCAGUCUCUCAGGACGAGUACGCUCAUGCCAGUUUUCUGCCGGCUCAUCCUCGACGUCGGGAAUUUUCUCAAUUACGGGAGCCACACGGGCAACGCCGAGGGGUUCAGGAUCAGCUCUCUGCUCAAGCUGACGGAGACCAAGGGCAACAAGAACCGCAUCACACUUCUUCAUCACCUCCUGGAGGAAGCCGAGGUGAACCACCCGGAGCUGUUGUCACUGCCAGAUGAAAUAGAGAUCUGUGAAAAAGCAGCAGGAGUCAACAUGGACUCUAUUCAGGCAGAAGCCGGCGCCUUACUGAAACGACUGAACGAGGCGGUCAAGAAGGUCUCCAACUCUGUCGACGACGUGAAGGAGCAAUAUGAAAAUGUGCUCCAGGAGAGUCUGGAGGCCUUUCAGGUUCUAAGCGAAAGGCUCGCCGCCGUUGAGAUGCAGAAGGGUGAGCUGGCUGUCUACUUGUGUGAAGAUGCCAAUCAGCUGUCGCUCGAGGAGCUCUUCGGAACCAUCAGGACUUUCCGAGGACUUUUCAUCAAGGCACAGAAGGAAAACAAAACCAGAAAAGAGCUGGCCGCCAAGGCUGAGAAGCGAAAGAGGCAGCUGGCAGAGGAGGAGUCCAAGAGACAGAAGGGAGAGAAUGGAAAAAUCAUCAAGAAGGGCUUUGUGCCACAGAACGACGACUGUAUCAUCGACCACCUGUUGGCGGAUAUCAGGAAAGGUUUCAGCCUCAGGAAGACCAGGCCAAGGUGCGAUUCGGAAAGCCUCCCUUCUAGUGAAAAGCGUAGGGAUACCUGCCCAUCUGGAUCAGGUGCGAAGCCUGUAAACGAAAAUUGCGCCGAAGUGGCCGCCGUGUCCUCUCCCAGCAAAUCUCAGCCAGAGGGUCACCGGCCCAGCGCAGGAGAACCGAACGGCCUCAUCAGCGCGUCAGAAGAGACUCGCCCGGCGACGCCGGAGAGUGCGACGCAAGCCGUUCCUGCUGUACCUCCCAAGGGACUCCCCGGAAAACCAGCCACAGCAGCACAGGAACCCCCGAAGGAACCUGCAUCGCCGCAGGAGGGGCAACUGCCGCCGACGCCUGCAGUGUCGCCACCACCUCGGCUCGAAGCGCCGCGUCCCCCCUGCCUCCCUACAAAUGGGUGUUCGUGGGAUUCAACUGAGACGAGCGUCCUCAGCCCGUCUCCCCGCUCAGACUCCCCCCGCCUAGAGGAUGCUUUAGAUGGCACUUCCAGCCUGGUAUCGGAGACGCUGACGCCCGAGGAGUCGGCGGACAUUGGUGUUAAUGUUCAGGUGCAGGAAAGUCCUUUACCCAAUACAGACAGCGUGAAGCACGGCGGCGGCGGCACCAUCGUGGGAGAUGGGAAAGGCGAUGAGAGUCACAAAGAGAGCCAUUCAGGGGAGACCGUCAAACAAGACAAGGGUCCAGACGAGCAGAAGUGCAUUGUUGUUAAGUCAUCCGCGACCACACUGGACGAGGGCAUCAAGGGGUGCGACGUCCCGGACGGACUGGAAUCGGAUGAUUUUCCAUCCGUGUCUGAAGCCGAGCCUCUGUCCCUUAACGCCAAACCAAAGAGACAGAGGAGCAUCUUUAAAGGAAACAAAAAGAAGAGUAAUCAAGCACAAGGUAACAGUGGGAAAGGACUCACUAAACAUAAAAGCUGUGUUUUGCAAUGAGGUGACGCCAGAAAAAGGAAUUUGAGAGGAAAAAGAAAAUGUUAAUUUCACAUGGUUGUGAAAUGGAAGUCUACAGUUUUAUGUAAAAGCCCACAUGAACAUUGACUCCUUCAAGAGGAUGCAGAAGUCUUUCUUUUGCAAUGAUUUGUCCGAGAAGAGUAAACGCAUCUACGGCUGUAUGGAUGUCAAAAUGUCACUUUAUGUAAAUGAAUCGUUUGUCGUUUGAAUUCAGAAUUUAAAUAUGCUUUAUAUGUUUUGUAUAGCUCUUAUAAGCAGUGAAUGUGUUUUUUGCUAUGCUGCGUUUCCCUUUCAGCGCCAACAGAAAGAAGAUGCGUUGUGUUGGUGCAUGAUAUCUAAUUAACUCAUCAAAACCAAACCGAUGUUUAUUUCUACACACAUUACCCAGAUGAUCUCCAACAAGGAAAAAUAAUUUAAAAAAAACAAAAAAACAAAUUGAUUGUAACCCUUUUAAUGUUAAAAAUAUUUUAAAUAAAGUGAAUCUAGUGUUCA
Molecule: messenger RNA, 4482 nt
Organism: Gasterosteus aculeatus aculeatus (three-spined stickleback)
Lineage: Eukaryota; Metazoa; Chordata; Actinopteri; Perciformes; Gasterosteidae
Gene: inf2
Product: inverted formin-2
Biological process (GO): actin cytoskeleton organization
Molecular function (GO): actin binding; small GTPase binding
Source: RefSeq, a predicted model, not a curated record